Equus quagga is the source of this 1892-nucleotide messenger RNA. Its product is annotated as baculoviral IAP repeat-containing protein 5-like. The record is from RefSeq and is a predicted model, not a curated record. NCBI's taxonomy places the organism in Eukaryota, Metazoa, Chordata, Mammalia, Perissodactyla, Equidae. The transcript has a single exon. Bases 971 to 1399 code for a protein of 142 amino acids.
GUGGCCCCAAGAUUCCACCCUGUCGUCCCUGGGACCGGUGACUAUGAUGAGCUACCACUUUCACAAUUACGUUGUUAUACAUAGUUGACCUUAUAGAUGACCAUGUAUGUGUGUUAUACACACAGUUGACCUCAGGACAGGAAGAUUUUCCAGGUGGGCCACAUUUAAUCACAUGAGCCCCUUUAAAAGCAGAGAAGUCAGAGACUGGAAGCAUGAGAAAGAUUCCGUGCACUUUGCGGACUUUGAGGAUGGAGGAGCCACGUGAGGAGGAAUGCAGGUGGCCUGUAGGAGCAGAGGACGGCCCCUGGCUGACAGCCAGCAAGGAAAUGGGGACCUCAGGCCUAUAGCUCAAGGAACUGGAUUCUGUCAACAACCUGAACCGGCGUGGAAGCAGAUUCCUUUCCUCCUUUGCCUCCGGAAAUGAAUACCGUCCUGCCAGACCCUUGAUCUCAGCUUUGUGAGACCCUGAGCACAGAGCCCAGUUGGCCUUCUGCGCUACAGGACUGUGAGCUAGUAAACAGGUGCUGUUUUCAGCCACUAGGUUUGUGGUACUCAGCAGUAGAAGAUGAAUCCGUGAGCCUUUGUCCCUGAAGACCUCGCAUGAUUCAAGACAUAGGUUCUCAGAAGAACAAACAUAAAAAGGCGGACGAGUUCUCAGAGUGCGUAAAUCUACUACCCUGUGGUAUAGUUUCGUUUUUAGCUACUUUUUAGUUUCUUGGGAUUAUCGCUGGUAUUUUGCAGACGGCCUCCUUGGAAACUGGUGGCCCAGUGUGUCAUGUGGUGUGUCUGGCUUUCUUCACAGUGUUUCGUCACCUCUGACUCCCAUUCUAAAGCGACCGCCUUUGGAGGGUGUUCUUCAGCACUGGUCCAAGCACUGCUCCCUCAGCAAUGAGUCUGGGAACGUGGGUAUAGGUAGAAACCAGACUUCAAACACAUCUUGUUCCAGGCAGCAGCACUUGGCGGCUGCGGGAUGGGUGCCCCGUCGUUGCCCCCGGCCUGGCAGCUCUCCCUCAAGGACCACCGCGUCUCUACCUUCAAGAACUGGCCCUUCUUGGAGGGCUGCGCCUGUACCCCGGAGUGGAUGGCGGUGGCCGGCUCCAUCCACUGUCCCACUGAGAAUGAGCCCAACUUCGCGCAGGGUUUCUUCUGCUUUAAGGAGCUGCAAGGCUGGGAGCCAGACGAGGACCCCGUAGAGGAGCAUGAAAAGCAUUCAUCCGGCUGUGCUUUCCUGUCUGUCAAGAAGCGGUUUGAAGAAUUAACCCUCAGUGAAUUUUUGAAACUGGACAAAGAAAGAGCCAAGAACAAAGUUGCAAAGGAAACCAACAGUAAUCAGAAAGAAUUUGAAGAAACUGCAAAGAAGGUUCGUUAUGCCAUUGAGCAGCUGGCUGCCUUGGAGUGACGCCUCCCCACAUUCACGGGUCCCCCAGUGGCGGACAUAAUUUCCAAGCACAUUCCCCAAUGUUACCGACUUUUCUGUGGGGCCCCUUAACAGUGCCUUAGGACAGGAGAAUGUCAAUAUUUUGAAAGUAGAAUAUUUAAACCAUAUUUUCGUUGUUUCUUGAGAGUGGUCCCUGGAGUUACUUCAUUGUACAGCUGAUGCUACUGAGUCCAGUGACUGGUUCUCUCUUUUUUCCUGGCGGUUUUUGCUCUGUUGACUCCUGGACUCGCCAGGGUGAGAAAUUUGCUCCCGUGGGUAGACCUCUUCCACAGCGACAUGUCUGGGCUUCACGUUGACUAGUGGCUGUCGAGCUUGAGAUUCGAUUCGUGAAUGCGAUCCUAGGUCCAUUGUGACUGGACAAAGAAUUAAGGAUACUAUUUUAAAUUUUAUUUGUGUAAUAAUCCGAAUUUAUAGUGUGCCUUUCUGUGUUCCGAAUACUCUGUAUUAGCUCGCU